Aureococcus anophagefferens is the source of this 225-nucleotide messenger RNA. RefSeq lists its product as hypothetical. Gene Ontology annotation, molecular function: DNA binding; protein heterodimerization activity; structural constituent of chromatin. The transcript has a single exon. The annotation marks the transcript as partial. Gene Ontology annotation, biological process: nucleosome assembly. Lineage: Eukaryota; Pelagophyceae; Pelagomonadales; Pelagomonadaceae. Gene Ontology annotation, cellular component: nucleosome. The record is from RefSeq and is a predicted model, not a curated record.
CCCGACACGGGCAUCUCCAAGAAGGGCAUGUCGAUCAUGAACUCGUUCAUCAACGACAUCUUCGAGCGCAUCGCCCUCGAGGCCUCCAAGCUCUGCCGCUUCUCCAAGAAGGCGACGCUCUCCUCCCGGGAGAUCCAGACCGCGGUCCGCCUCAUGCUCCCCGGCGAGCUCUCCAAGCACGCCGUCUCCGAGGGCACCAAGGCCGUCACCAAGUUCUCGUCCUAA